Sebastes umbrosus (honeycomb rockfish) is the source of this 1986-nucleotide messenger RNA. Its product is annotated as substance-P receptor-like. NCBI's taxonomy places the organism in Eukaryota, Metazoa, Chordata, Actinopteri, Perciformes, Sebastidae. The record is from RefSeq and is a predicted model, not a curated record. Gene Ontology annotation, biological process: positive regulation of flagellated sperm motility; G protein-coupled receptor signaling pathway. Gene Ontology annotation, molecular function: substance P receptor activity. Gene Ontology annotation, cellular component: plasma membrane; sperm midpiece. Bases 315 to 1556 code for a protein of 413 amino acids. The transcript has 8 exons.
CAGUUACAGUUGUUUUAUCUUGUCAUUCAUAGUAUCACCACCUGUUGCGGUAUCACAUUAUAUAAACCAAUAUCAUCAGACUGACCAAACUAAUCCUGCUGAGACCAGACAAGUUAUGAUUUCCAAUAGCUGAUAUGAAGACUGAUCACUGUGUGUGUGUCUGGAUGUGUGUGUUUAUGGGGGAGUGAAUAGUGGAGGGAGGGUGUGUGGGUGUGUGUAACAGCCUGAAUAACGUCAGUGGUUACUGUGGAGCUGCGUGGUGCGUUUUGGUGCGUUUGGUUUGUUGGAGUCCUGCAGGAGCAGCUUCUCGGAACAUGGAUCCACUCUACAACAACACCGACACCGGUUCUACUAACGCCUCUAACGGAACCACCGGAGACGGAUUCAACCAGUUCAUCCAGCCGGGCUGGCAGAUCUCUCUGUGGGCUGUGAUGUACUGCAGCAUGGUGCUGGUGUCUGUGGUCGGGAACAUGGUGCUCAUCUGGAUCAUCCUGGCGCACAAACGCAUGAGGACCGUCACCAACUACUUUCUGGUGAACCUGGCCUUCGCCGAGUCGGCCAUGUCAGCGUUCAACACGGUCAUCAACUUUGCCUACGCUGUUCACAACGAGUGGUACUUUGGUUUGGUUUACUGCCGCUUCCACAACUUCUUCCCCAUCGCAGCCAUAUUCGCCAGCAUUUACUCCAUGACGGCCAUCGCUCUGGACAGAUACAUGGCCAUCAUCCACCCGCUGCAGCAGAGGCUGACGUCUACGGAGACCCGCGUGGUGAUGGCUGUGAUCUGGGUUCUGGCUCUGCUGCUCGCCUUCCCUCAGUACUACUUCUCGUCCACGGCGCUGCUGCCCGGACGCACCGUCUGCUACAUCGACUGGCCCGAGUACACCACGGUGGACUUCAAGAAGAUAUACUAUGUGUGUGUGACACUGCUGAUCUACUUCCUGCCACUUUGCAUUAUGGGAUGUGCGUACACGAUCGUGGGCUUCACCCUCUGGGCGAGUGAGAUUCCCGGAGACUCCUCCGAACACUACAAACAGCAGCUGAUCGCCAAACGCAAGGUGGUGAAGAUGAUGAUCGUGGUGGUGUGUACCUUUGCCGUCUGCUGGCUGCCGUAUCACAUCUACUUCCUACUGCACCAGUUCUUCCCCGACCUGUUCGAGCAGCGCUACAUCCAGCAGGUGUACCUGGCCGUGAUGUGGCUGGCCAUGAGCUCCACCAUGUACAACCCCAUCAUCUACUACUGCCUCAACAGCAGGUUCAGAGCAGGUUUCCAGCAGGUGUUUUGUUGCUGUGGUAACUCCGGCGCCACGGACGAGCUGGAGCUCAAGUCACCGCGCUACCUGCAAACACAGGUGAGCAUCUACCGAGCCAGUCGGAUGGAGAUCGUCGUUUCCACCUCCGUCCACCCGGCUGCAGCGGCGGAGCUGAAGAGGGCCGAGCUGCCGUCCUGCAGCCCUCACAGCCAGCCUCACGUGGAGGUCACGUCCAACGGCUCGGGCUCAGUGACGUUUACCAAGAGCCCCGACGGCCCCGACGGCCCCGACGGCACCUCGCAGUAGAGCCAACGCCACCAGGUGGUCGUUAAAGGAACAAAGUGUGGAUGUGUGACGAGCGACGGCUCAAACCUGCCGUCAGCUGUCUCUGUUCUGAAGACGCAGUGGAGCUCAGACGCUGUCGUACCGGUCUGGUGAACUAUUCAGCCAUGAUGUUUAGUUCUAACCAGUGAGACGAUGGCGUUAAUACCACAUGGUGACAGCACAGCGGCAGAGAAAGGAAGUGAAAACUAGUGGCGGAAGUACUCGCUCUUUACUUGAGUAUUUACAUUUUCUGCUACUUUAUACUUCUCAGAGGGGGAUAUUGUAUUUAAUCGAUUGUCCACAUUUAAUCAUGAUUAAUCACAUUUUUUUUAUCUGUUCAAAAUUAACCUUAAAGGGAGAUUUAUCAAGUAUUUAAUCCUCUUAUCAACAUGGGAGUGGACAAAUAUGCUGC